Bolinopsis microptera is the source of this 2194-nucleotide messenger RNA. Its product is annotated as oxysterol-binding protein 1-like. Lineage: Eukaryota; Metazoa; Ctenophora; Tentaculata; Lobata; Bolinopsidae. Gene Ontology annotation, molecular function: sterol binding. The transcript is spliced from 13 exons. Gene Ontology annotation, cellular component: intracellular membrane-bounded organelle; plasma membrane; cytosol. The record is from RefSeq and is a predicted model, not a curated record. The coding region runs from base 29 to 1333 and encodes 434 amino acids.
UUUCAGUUAGCUAUAAUUAUCUAAUGAUAUGUCUUAUCCAGACGCUUACGAAGAGUUUAAACUCCUCAAUAUUCAAGAUAUGAAGGAAAGAAAGAGGAGAAUGAAACUUCCCGUCCCUAAACACGAUGUCCAAAUAAGCUUGUGGAGGACUUUAAAAUCAUUUGUUGGCAAAGACCUGACCAAAGUAGCAAUCCCUGUGCAUUUUAACGAACCCCUGACGUUUUUGCAGAGAUUGUCUGAAGAUUUGGAGUACUCAGACCUACUUGACAAGGCAUCCGAUGAGAGUAUUACUUCUGCUAUGAGGUUGAUGUAUCUUACGGUGUUCAGCGCUAUACCUUACGCCUGUGUCAGUAGAAGGUACAGUAAACCUUUCAACCCUCUGUUGGCAGAAACCUACGAGCUUGUAAGAGAGGAUAAAGGUUACGCUUGUAUAGCAGAACAGGUUAGUCACCACCCUCCUAUUACGUGUUUACACACAGAACACGAACUGUGGACUUUCUGGCAGGAGUACAAGAUGGACUCUAAGUUUAGACCUACAUAUUUCAAGGUAGUUCCUACAGGAUCCGUUCAUGUUAAGGUUCGUCACACCGGUGAACACUUUUCCUGGAUGAAGCCUACAACGACAAUACACAACAUUAUUUUAGGACAGCUUUGGAAUGAUCAGGAAGGCACUGUUACAAUUACGAAUCAUUCGACUGGACAGAAAGCUUGUCUCUUCUUCCAACCGUAUAAGACUACUAAACAUUACACGAAGAUUAAAGGUGAGGUAUAUGAUUUGGAAGGAAAUGUGGAAAUACAGAUCAAAGGAGAUUGGACAAGUCACUUCAAAUACAAGCACGUGGACUCAGAGACGUGGACAGAUGUGUGGAACCUGGAGACUGAUAUCUUAGAGGAGAAGAAAAAGUAUUGGGGCUUCUCACCUUUCUCCCUACAACUGAACGAGCUUGAAGAGGGUGUUUGCCAUACUGACUCCAGGUGCCGUCCCGAUCAAAGAGAGUUGGAACAUGGGAAGGUAGAUGAAGCUGCUGAAGAGAAGUUGCGGCUCGAAGAACUGCAACGAGGACGUAGGAAGAACAAUAAAAAUGCAAAUCCACAGGGACGUAGAAAACAGCAAACGUUGUCCAAAAAAUCAGUCUCCAAAAAUGAGUCAUCAUCAGAUGAGGAGCCUCGAUAUGAGGACGCGCUAGAGCAUACUGGCCUUGAGGUCGUUACUCCGAGGUGGUUCCAGGAGUACACUGACCCUGACACGCAGGACACUUACCACACAUAUAGGGGCGGGUACUGGGAGUCUAAACUCGCUGAGGAUUUCUCAACUUCGCCAAACAUUUUCUAGCAGACGCUCACUUCGUGUCACGCAUGUUAGUGUAGCGGAAAAGUCAGCAAGGGAUACUUGCGACAUCAUAGGAUACAAUUUCAUUACUCUUUACAUAUACAUAAUAUGUGUAUAUAUAUAUAUAUAUAUAUUGGAAAAGUUAAGAACUAAGCGCAUCGGAGCAACUCUCUACGAUUAUGAGAGAGAGAUUAUUUCGUGCAAUAAUCAUUAUAAGCAUUUUAUAGAUUUCUAGCUUGUCAUAUUAUGUGGGAAAUAAAACUCGAACUAGUUAAGAUGAUUUGGUUUAAGCCCCGAUUUUAUUAAAUAUUAAAAUCAAGAUGAAAACAGCAAGCUUGGAACUAUCAUAUAUUACCUUCUUGCUAUAUUUAAAUUAUAUGGAAUACCUUAACUAAUUAUAUAAUUACCUUAACUCCGAAAAAUUUCGCUGGCGAAAAUUUUGAACGAAAUAUCUUCGUCAAUUGAAAGACUACUGUUUCGUGUGAAAAGUUUCAUAUAAAAUUCGUAGUAUUUGAUAGAAAUUUACAAUCCAGAUGAACAAAUUCUUUUAUAACUUCAUGAAUUGGGGUAAGUUUUGUCACGAGACCCGCACCAGGUGGGAAAAAAUGCACUUGGACAAGGUAAAUUUUGGUCAUUCAAAAUUUUCGCCAGAUAAAAUGUACGACUGCGAAAACUUUAGUCGGAAAGUCGUAUUUUUACCGAAAGUUUUCGCAGCUAAGGUAUGUUUGCUAGCCUCCGAUUUGUUUAACACAUGUUUUAUAAAACUCGCUGCCAAAGUUCGGUUUGCAAGCUCAAUUAUUGUCGCCAAGGGUACGCUAGCUUACCCCCCCCCCCCGCCAGCUAGUGGGAGGGGGUGGUGGGGUA